CGGCACUCCAUCCCGGAAGCAGCUGUUCACACCAUCAUGGCGGCGGUGCUGCUGCUGCUGCGGGAGACCUCAAUGACAACGGCUGCGGCGAGACACCUGCUGCGCGGGGGAGGAGGAGGAGGAAGGAGCGAAGCUGUCCUCGCCAUUGGGGCCAGGCCUUUGAAAACUUCCACUUGGCAGCUGGCACAGGACCAAACCCAAGAUACACAACUUAUCACAGUUGAUCAAAAAUUGGACAUUACCCCUCUAACUGGUGUUCCAGAGGAGCAUAUUAAAACAAGAAAAGCGUACAUUUUUGUUCCAGCCCGUAAUGCCAUGCAAGCUGGUGUUAAUAACACAAAAAAAUGGAAAAUGGAAUUUGAUACAAGAGAGCGCUGGGAAAACCCAUUGAUGGGUUGGGCAUCUUCCAACUCUCCGAAACUACUGGAUGUGGUCAUCCAGGGAUUUGGAGUUAAAUGUGAUCAGCAUAUGAUGACACUUUCCCCUUGCCUUAUGAGUCAGAGCGGAUCCUCUGUCCAAUAUGCAACUAACUUUCUCUACAAAAGAAGAUGCUAUUGCAUUUGCUGAAAAAAAUGGCUGGAGCUAUGAUGUUCAAGAGCAGAGGAUUCCAAAACCUAAAUCCAAGUCUUAUGGCGCAAACUUUUCUUGGAACAAAAGAACAAGGGUGUCCACAAAAUAGGUUGGCAUUGGUUGUCUCUGCAUCUGACUGUGAAUAAAGUCAGCUGUGCUGUAUUUAUAGUCCAUGUAUAAUACAUCUCUUAAUCUCCUAAUAAAUUUGACCUUUAAACUA
Messenger RNA from Pseudonaja textilis, 790 nucleotides. NCBI's taxonomy places the organism in Eukaryota, Metazoa, Chordata, Lepidosauria, Squamata, Elapidae. The record is from RefSeq and is a predicted model, not a curated record.